Cinara cedri is the source of this 480-nucleotide messenger RNA. The record is from the annotation of a GenBank genome assembly. NCBI's taxonomy places the organism in Eukaryota, Metazoa, Arthropoda, Insecta, Hemiptera, Aphididae.
AUGGAUACAACUGCUAACGAAGCCGCUCAAGUGGUAGCAUUAAUGGAAUCAGGGAUGCGUCAAUGUGAUGUUGCACGGCAACUAAACUUGAGCCGUUUUGCCGUUCGACGAGUUUUCCAACGUUAUCAAGAGACUGGUGGCUUUAUCCGGAGGCAUGGAUCAGGCCGACAACGCUGCACAACGGACAGAGAUGAUCGUUUUAUUGUCUNUGUAAAAAAUUAUACGGAAGAGGUUGGGAUCCCUGUUAUGAACUGGCCAGCGAGAAGUCCAGACCUAAACCCAAUUGAGCACCUCUGGGACGAAUUAAAACGAAGAGUGCGGUCACAUGAUCCUGCCCCAACAACCCUCCAAGAUCUUCAAUAUGCUGUUGUUGCGGAAUGGGUGAACAUUCCUCAAGAACGCAUCGUACGACUCAUAACUUCUAUGAAAGAUCGUAUGGAAGCAGUAAUUAAGGCAAGAGGAAGUAGCACUAGAUUUUAA